Scaptodrosophila lebanonensis is the source of this 1899-nucleotide messenger RNA. RefSeq lists its product as uncharacterized. Bases 1 to 1899 code for a protein of 632 amino acids. Lineage: Eukaryota; Metazoa; Arthropoda; Insecta; Diptera; Drosophilidae. The record is from RefSeq and is a predicted model, not a curated record. The transcript has 3 exons.
AUGCCUCCGCUGAAGCACAACGAGCUGUUUCUGCUGUUUCUACUGCUGCUCCUACUGCUGCGUCUACUGAUGGCGGCCCACAAGGCAACCGAAAUUGCUGCUGUCCAGUAUUUGAAUGCAAAUGCCAAAUUAAGAACAAUUUGCCAGGUAGCCGGCCAGAACCGCCCAACCAAUCCACCAAUUGCUUCGCCUUGUCAUGCCAAAUAUUUCCUGUUGCUCUAUAAACUUGUAUUAAACGUCAUGAGAUCAGGACUUGUUGUGCUGUUGUGCCUGUUGGGGGUCGCCUGUCUACCCCAUGCAAUACACUCAAAGCAUCACAGGCAACAAAAACGUGAGGAGCAUGAAGAAGAUCGUCACUAUCUGCCGCCUGAUCCGAAGGAGGAAAAGGAGGAGCUCGAGAAACCGUUUUACAAACAGGAAAAACACACCAGCGAGCGCAUUGUCUACCACAAACAUGACUACGAGCCCCGGGUCUACCACUCUGGAGAGCAUCAUGAGCCCAAGAAGCAGCGCGUCGAUCAUUACCAUCAUUACGAUAAGAAGCCAGAGGUGAAAACCACCAAACAUGUGCAUUAUACCUCCUCCACGCCAAAGAUACGUACAGACUACAAUAGGGAUCUAUUCACGCCCGCAGUCACACAGACGAUCUAUCGGAGAGGUCGCCCCCAUCGUGUAACCAUCGCCAGCGCACCCCACUCAGUGUUUCACACACAAAUCAAUGUGCAGUCCCAAGACUCUGAGCUGAACGCACAAUUCCGGCCAGACCCACCCAUCAUUGGGGCCCCCAACAACAACCCGGCUGGUGCUCAGCUACCAGCUAAUGCUUUCCCUCCCGGCGGCGGUCAGUUGCCUUCAGGUGCUUCGCCUGGUUGUCAGUUUCCGUUGGCUGGAAAUGCAGCUGCUGGCUGCGCUUUCCCCGGCCAAAAUCCUACUGGCGCUCAGCACCCUGCCAGCGCACUUGCACCGUCCAACAAUUUUCCAACCAAUACGGGCUUUCUCCCUGGCCAAUUAGCCGUACAGGGCAAUGGCCAACCACCUCGAAAGCUAUUUCGACACCACAAGUCGCACAACGACAAUGUUUACGGCCCCGCGUUAGGAGCCCAAUUUCCCAUAGCUCAAGCGCCUAUCUCCCACCAACCUAUUUCACAAGUUCCUGCAGAUCAAGCACCCUUGGCUCAGUUUCCUAAUCGGAGGGCUCUUGAUGCUCAGUUACCUCUCGCCCAGCAAGCAAUUCAGGCUCCUGUGCCUGGCACUCAGCAUCCCGCUGCUCAAUUUCCCACAUCACAACCGCCAACUGAUCAAUUGCGUUAUAAAUUUGAUCCGAAGGUUGGGGCUCAACAACCCACGGAAGUAUUUCCAACAUAUCAGGCACCCGGCACACAGCUUCCUCAACCUUCAUCAGGCCGGCGCAACCGUCCAAAUCGUAAUCGAUCCAACUACCAGGGUCUCAAUGUACUCGGCGGCAAUGUGCUGGGUCAGCCUCAUCUGCAAGGACCUGCCAAUGUAUUUGGGAACCGACAGGACACCAAUAUCAUCGGUGGCAACUUUUAUAGCGAUGCCGACCAUUAUGGAAAGCAACGACAAUUAGUGGCAUUCAACGGAAAUCAACGAUCUGUAUUCUUGACCGAUGAUGUCGAUGAUGAGAGCGUUGGGGAUAUCGAAGAUACUGAGUUCGGCGGAGCUGCCAGCACACCCGAAGUCGUCUACACAACAGUUCAGGGCAAGAAGGUCAACAAGAACGGUUCAAAGCCGAGGAGCCAGCACCGCAGUGAUUUGAACACCGCAGCCUCCUCGCUGGACUACACUUACAACUUACUUGGAGCUUCCUCGGAGCACGAUACUGACUAUCGUGAGGAUGGUUAUCACUACGAGAAACCAAAACGUGCAUUCGAAUUCUGA